Molecule: messenger RNA, 4058 nt
Organism: Anas platyrhynchos (mallard)
Lineage: Eukaryota; Metazoa; Chordata; Aves; Anseriformes; Anatidae
Gene: ARHGAP18
Product: Rho GTPase activating protein 18
Biological process (GO): signal transduction; regulation of actin filament polymerization; regulation of small GTPase mediated signal transduction
Cellular component (GO): cytoplasm
Molecular function (GO): GTPase activator activity
Source: RefSeq, a predicted model, not a curated record
GGCGGCCCUGCCCCGCUGUGCCGAGCCGUGCCGAGCCGCCCCGCUCCGCCCGGGCGCCGGCAGAGGGGAUGGCAGCAUGAGCUGGCUGCCCGGCUCCCGCGGCGUGGUGCUCACCGCCUACCACCCCAGCGGCGGUGGCGGCGCCCCCGGCGGCCGUCGUUCUGGCCAGUAUACAAUGAACCAUGACAAUUCCAAGAAGACCCCGGAUGGAGCGUCAGUUGACCGCUCAGGUUCCCAGGACUCCUUGGAUGAACUGUCUUUGGAUGAUUAUUUUAAGGAAAUUGAAAACAUCCAUGAAACCAGAAGAAAUAAUCAUGAGGAACGAGAAGCACUUGUAGUGAAAGAGCCAGAUGAGGGAGAACUGGAAGAAGAAUGGUUGAAGGAAGCAGGUCUGUCCAAUCUGUUUGGUGAGAGCACGGGUGAUUCCCAAGAAAGCAUGGUGGUCCUGUCCACAUUGACCCGAACCCAGAAAGCAGCAGUAGAAAAGCGAGUAGAGACUGUCACACAAACCUUGAGGAAAAAGAACAAACACCAUCAGAUUCCUGAUGUCAGAGAUAUCUUCAGGCUACAAAGCGACCCAAAGGAAAAAGUCUGUGAUGAAAAUGAACCCUCAGCUGUAAGAACAACUGAAAACAGAAGUGGAACACAGGAUGAAACAAAAGGUCCUAAGUUCAGUGUUGGAACUAAUGAGCAGAAGACCCCACCUCAAGACAUGCCAUUUUCAGAAACUGACUUAAAUUUGGAGAUACCCUUUGCAGAACAGGCAGCUAAUACCAAAGACAGCUCAGUAGGCAAAAUGUGCAAAGGUGGAGGUGGUGACACUCUUCCCCUGAAUUUCAGACUGCCAAAGGACAAAACGGGUACCACAAAGAUUGGUGACCUUGCCCCUCAGGACAUGAAGAAAGUCUGUUCUUUAGCACUGAUUGAAUUGACUGCUCUCUAUGAUGUACUUGGGACAGAAUUCAAGCAGCAAAAAGCUGCAAAAAUCAAAACCAAAGACUCUGGCUUGUUUGGUGUCCCACUGUCAGUUUUACUGGAACAGGAUCAGAAGAAGGUGCCAGGUACCAAGAUCCCGCUGAUUUUUCAGAAGCUGAUUUCCCAGAUAGAAGAGGCAACUCUGGAAACAGAAGGACUUCUUCGAAUACCAGGAGUUGCAACAAGAGUAAAGACUCUUUGCCAAGAACUGGAAGCAAAAUUUUAUGAAGGGACUUUCAACUGGGAGAAUGUAAAGCAACAUGAUGCAGCAAGUCUUUUAAAAUUCUUCAUCCGUGAACUGCCUCAGCCACUCCUCACUGUAGAAUAUCUCAAAGCUUUCCAAGAUGUACAGAAUCUUCCAACGAAGAAACAACAGCUGCAAGCUUUGAAUCUUUUGGUUAUCCUUCUACCUGAAGCAAACAGAGACACUCUGAAGGUACUGCUUGAAUUCCUCCAGAGGGUAAUUGAUCAUCGAGACAAAAAUAAAAUGACGCUAAACAAUGUUGCAAUGGUGAUGGCCCCAAACCUUUUCACAUUUCAUGGGUUUGGCUCAAAGACUAUCGAGCAAAGCGAGUUUGUUAUGGCAGCUGGAACAGCAAAUGUCAUGCGCUUUAUGAUUCAGCACCAAAAACUCCUCUGGACAAUUCCCAAGUUUCUUGUUAACCAAGUGAGAAAACAAAAUGCUGAAAGCCAAAAGAAGGAGAAGAAAGACAAAGCUGUGAAGAAACUUCUGAAAAAGAUGGCUUAUGACCGUGAAAAGCAUGAGAAACAGGACAAGGUCCCUAACGAUGCUGAUGUUCCUCAGGGAGUGAUACGGGUGCAAGCGCCUCAUCUUUCGAAAGUUUCCAUGGCAAUACAGCUGACAGAAGAACUGAAAGCCAGUGAUAUAGUAGCCAGGUUUCUCAGCCAGAAAAGUGGAAAUGUUCAAACACUCAAGAAAGAAGAGGUCUUUCUUUAUGAAAUAGGAGGAAAUAUUGGGGAACGUUGCCUUGAUGAUGAUACCUACAUGAAGGACCUAUACCAGCUCAACCCAAAUGCUGAGUGGGUUAUAAAACCUAAGCAGAGUUAAGCUCACAACAAAUGGCAAAAGAACAAACAACCUGUGGACUUUUAAUGCUGAAUGUUUCAAAGGGAUAGCUUGUCCUUUCAACAUUCAACUGUAUUAUAUGUAUUAAUAGAAAACUACCUUGUUUAAAAAAAUAAGGUGGUGGAAACCCAACAGUGAUUACCAGUAAAUUUUCACUUUUACUUACAGCAAAAUAUCAGAGAUAACAAAUGAGUGGGAAAACUGUGUUAUGAGAAUAAGUCAGUUAAAUAUUUUAAUGGCACUAAUCUACCUUGAUGAUAUGCCCAUCUGGUAGGCUUUGUUUCAGAAGAAUUUAUUUUUCAAACAGAUGCUUAACCUCUUUAUAUUAGAGAUCUACAAUCUGUUUGUGUAGAAGUGUAUGUUCAUGUAGGUUUUUGCAGUGUUAUUACACUGGAGAACCAAAUCCUGAUCAGCACUUCUGGAUGGUACAGUAUUAAAAAUAUUUAAAACUGUUUCCCAAGUAAGUGUGAAAUUCACAGGAAAAACCUGCAACACAAUAUAUUUCGUCUUUGGAAAUCCUAAUUUUUUCACUUUCUAAAUGAAAAAAAAAACUAUUUGGAAAAAAAACAACAACAACGACUGUGAAAAUGCUUUCUAUGCAGCUUUUUUGCUAGAUAUUUUAAAUAUUUUUUAUUCUUAUUCUGGUUGAUUGUAUUCUUGAUACUAUUUUUUUAAUAGGACCAUAUGACAAGGUGAGUAAUUUUGAAGCUCACCACUCCUGGCAGUGUCCUUUCUGGAAUAUUGUCAUCUACUAGAAAGACCUCUAGGUUUUUCAGCAGUGAUAAUGCAGACAUGUUGCAUAAACUGGUUCCAGGUUUUUAGGACAUCUGAUAGAAUGCAGAGCAUUUUGUGAACUGCCAAAACCUGCCAAUUACUAGCACAAUAAAAACUUUCAGGAUUAAUAAAAUAAAAUAGCUGUGGAGAGAAACUGUAGGCUUGGUUUCAUAGCUAGCAAACCACCAACCUUUCACUCAAAAUCAGUGUAAAGGUCUGCCGUGGAGUUUAUGUAGGCUUUUUGGAUGUUAUCUACCAUCUGGGCUAUCAUAGAUGAGGCUAGAAAUCAAGUCCUGAUUUCCUUGACUGAUACUGUCUAAACCACUUAAAAAUUAAUAGUCCAACAAUGAACAAUUGCAAAUCCUUCUCUUUGCAAGGGAAAGACUGAAAGCUCCCUGUGGAAUUCGCUGAUAAUGAAUUAUAGACUGACAUGGCUUAUUGCAGCGCGAAGAGCUGUGGACUGUAGCGUCAGAGCCCAGGUCCCACAGCAAUGCUUUGGGCUCACUAACCUGUGUACCGCUUUACAAUUUAUUUGAAAACUAGCUCACCAGUGCUUAAGUGCUCAUACCUGUGUGCUGACUACCUGAAGUAACUACUGUGAAAUUAUAGCUUAGGAACUAAGUAUUUUCUUUCAAUGCACACACAAUUAGAUUGACCUCUUAGGGAAUAUUCUACAUACAAUCAAGGACUGGAUUAGAUUUUUUUUUGACUUGAUCAAAGCUGAUUAAAGGAAUCAAGGGCCUUUCUGCUGAGCUUUGGAUAUGGGCCCUGUGCUGUUCCCAAAAUAACCACUGGAACUCUCCAUUUUCUGUACAAGCAGUGAAAGAAAACUCUGAAAGGUCAUCAAAAAAUUAGGCACCUACUGAUUAGUUAUCCACAGCGUACGAACAAUUUGGGGGGUGUAAGUAUUUAUUGUUUUUUAACAGCUAUCUUGAUUGGGAGAGCAUGUAGGGAAGGAUUCUCAAAUGCAGGGUGAAUGAAAUGUGAAAUUGUUCUAAUGUGGUUGUACUGCCCCCGCUGCUCCAUCUCGUCAGGUACCCCUACAUGCUGUUGCACUGUGCCAUUAUGGGCAAACCCCGUGAGACAAAUAGUUUUUGUCAAUAGAACAAAACACACCCGCUGUCCUUUAAACAUAAGGGACAGAGAAACGGUGAAAUACUUAGGUAAAUAUUUAUGAAUCUAAUGUAAUAAAUAGAAGAUGUUUUGUCAUGUAAUACAAAAA